AUGCCACGUGUGGCAUGUCUGGAUACACUCAGCGAGUCUGAGGAUGAGAUUCGGCCGCCUGUCCCCAAGAGGCAGCGAAGAGGACCCAGCACUCAGCCAGCAUCUGCCAGCGGAGAUCGUCUUCUGCACCCUAUCCUCAAGAGGCAGAGAACUGUUGAAUCUGAAACCGGCAGCGAGUGGGCAUCUGGCAGCGGAGAUCGUGUUCUGCAGCCCAUCCUGAAGAGGCAGAGAACUGUUGAAUCUGAAGUCGGCAGCGAGCCGGCAUCUGGCAGCGGAGAUCGUGUUCUGCAGCCUAUCCUCAACAGGCAGAGAAGUGUUGAAUCUCAAGCCGGCAGCGAGCCGGCAUCUGGCAGCGGAGAUCGUGUUCUGCAGCCGGCCCUGAAACGACAGAAAACCGGCACUCAGGCAGCAUCUGGCAGCACAGACCGUGCUCUGACGGAGUUGACGUCAAGCGAUGCAGAGACCGUCCAGCCGGCGCCAAAGGCAAGGUCCCAGAAGAAAGCCAAGCGGCGGCCAACGCUGCAGGAACGGCGUGACAACAUGGCUUCCGUCCAACGAUUGGAGCGGAUGCUUCGCCAGCCCUGCCGCAAGCGACAGCAUUGUGGCCUCAGGUGUUUCGCCACUUUUCAGGAGCGCGAGGACUUUGAGCGCCUGGUGAAGUUUCGUUCCGACUGGGCUUCCAUGCAUAAGUUGGACCAAGAUGAGGUUUUCGAGUCCCUCCGCAGCAUCUACAAGAAGACUGAGCAUGGUAAUCAUGAUGGUGAUGAUGGCCGCGAGCUGGGGCCCGUGAAGUUCUUUUUCCUGGACAGGCGUGUUUGCAAAAGAGCUUGGACGAGGCUCUACGGACUGGGUGCGGCUCGCUUCAAGAGGCUGCACGAUGCAGUAAUGGCUGGGAAGAACAACGCCCCUGUCGACAAGCGAUACAUCAGCAAGCCGUUUUCAUUGAAGAAUGAAACGAGGGAAAUUCGAGCUGAUGUUACAAGCUUCCUGCAGAAGCUCUACGAGUCCGUCGCGGAGACCAUGCCGGACGUCCGGGACUCGACACAAGAUGAGGAUGAUCUGCCUUUGCUGUUGAGGGGCCAUACCGAGUACGACCUUGCCGAGGACCCUUACACUACAGAGCUGAACAGGCAAACACAGCCUCAGCUGUCUGCUGCUGGUGCUGGCUUGGAAAAGGCCGGGAACAAGCGCUUUGGCCAGGGUAAGGUCAAGAAAACCGUGACGGCUUUGGCGGAGAGGAGUGCGGAAGGCGAAGAGCGCUUUUUGCCUCCUGGUAAGAUGAUCCAUUACUGGGGGCAGUACAAGCUGCAAGCUGGGGUGCAGCCGCCGGCGUCUUUUGUGACGUUCUGGAGGGUGUGGCUAUCGCUCUUUCCUUUCAUGAAGUUUCGCACAUCGCCGCAAGAUGCGCGCAACAACAUCUCUUGGAAGCGCAUUUGCGGUCCCAAUAUUUGGACCGGGUCCAAUAUUGGCAAAGCCGGGCUUUGCAAUUUGCGAAGCGGCCACAGCCAUGAGGACAUUGACCAAGCUUUUGGAAGUUGCGCAGCGUUUCUUGUCAAGAAAGCCGCCAAAGCAGAAAGCUCGGACAGCUUCCAGCAGCACCUCACAAACUUCCUUGAGGAGCUCCCGCGCCCGCACGAGAAAGAGCGGGCAGUGGUGCGCAUCAGCCGAGUCCGUGACUGGAAGUCUUUCAUGGCCGCUGCAGUGCCGGUUUCCUUGAAAGGAAUAGGGGGCCCCGGUGCUCCCCACGAGUUUCUCCUCGAGCGUCGCGUGAACACAGGAGCUGAGCAGUCUCCUAACUUCAAGACUUUGACGUCCGACCCAACCUGCCAGUCUGUCAGUCAGUGUCAGACAAACCUCACACACAGACAGUCUUGA
Messenger RNA from Symbiodinium sp. CCMP2592, 1875 nucleotides. NCBI's taxonomy places the organism in Eukaryota, Dinophyceae, Suessiales, Symbiodiniaceae. The record is from the annotation of a GenBank genome assembly.